AUUUUGGUCAAAGGCGUUUGUACGCCCCACGCCAGGUGGUUACCUCCUCGGCCCUUGCUAUUUUUGGGCCAGGACUUCGUCCUACAGGGGGGGGCGAAAUAGUUUCAGAGUUUCGCAGCCGUGGUAUGGACAGUUCCACGUCAUGGAGCGUUUGGUCGCCAGCGCCCGACGGUGCAGGCUUAGGCCCGCACGGAGACCCUUACCCUGAUAACAAGAAUGACACCAAGCGUGGUGUCUGCAUGGCAGCGCUGGGCUCCGAUGGCGGCUUCGACGUGACGUCUUCGGGCUUUUCUGGAAACCCUUACCCAGACAGCAAGAAUGACACCAAGCGUGGUGUCUGCAUGGCCCCGCUCGGCUCCGAUGGCGGCUUCGACGCGGCGUCUUCGGGAUUUUCUGGAAACCCUUACCCAGAUCACAAUAAUAAUACCAAGUCGUUCUUUUUCGUGGAGCCCGACUCCCUUUUGGAUGGCGGGCUUGGCACUGGGGGCGUAACCAGGGGUGUCAAGUUGAGCGGCUUCGGGGGCGCGGAACCACACGAAGGCUUCAGCAGCUGGUUGGCGAAGGAGCCAGGCGAAGGCUUCAUGGGGAAAGGCAGUUACCCAAACUUCACGGACGCGCCGGGCACCUACGGCCACGAGGCGCAGAUCCCUUUGCCGCACAGCUUCGAGCAGACCCAUGCCACGCAACCUUGCCCCGAGAAGGUGUCGCACAAGUCCAUGCCGUUUCUAUUCAAUCAUUACUCUGGAAUCUUCACCAAUAACGACAACCCUCUGCCCGCGCCGACCGGAAAGUAUUCUGGACUGUCCUCCACGGUGCACAAGGUCAAGACAGACGAGCCAGCCCGUGUAGGCAACAGUUUGUUGAAGUUCAUGUCUGAGUAUUUACCAUCCCAGUCAGUCUUUGCUGAGUUGCUGAAGCCUAUCCCGUCCAAGGAGCACAAGACAAAGUACAGCAUGAAGCUGCUCACGUUUGUGCAGAGCAACUGGUGCCAACUGAAAGUCAAAAUGUACGAGGCGGCGGAGGAUGUGUACUUGAUCGAAUUCCAGCGUCGCUCUGGGGACUCGCUGGCCUUCAACAGUGUCUACCGGCUCGCCGAAAAGUAUCUCCUGGAUCAUGGUUUCCCUCUUGAGGGUAGUGGCAGCAGGGGCGGCGGGCGUGGCUUGUGCCGCUUCGUUCCUCCCAGCGUGCCCCUGCAGCUAAUGGAGGACGAGGAAGUGCCCUGGGUUGAGCCAGAGUGCAUGUUAGGGCCUGUGUUCGAUCUGUCGAGGUCCAAGUGUGCGAGGUAUCAAGCGGAAGGUGCGACCGCCAUAGCGGAGAUGGCCAAAGCCGCCGAAGAGAAGCCGAAGCAGAAGUUCCCAUGGUCCGAGGAGCUGAAGGACGUGAUGUACAAGCUGCUCGAGGUCCAGGAGACUAUCGUGGCCUUUCCGGCGGUCAAGGCCUUACACAGCCUCGCGAAGGUGCACCCAGAGGCCAGGAAGGUGGCGGCGGAGAAGAGGGUGGCGGCGGCGCUGGAGCACUCGCGCAGCAGCCUGGUCCGCGGGGAGGCCGCGCAGUUGCGCGAGCUCAUUGCGGCGCACUGCGGCUGACCGCGCGGCCGCGGUCCGCCCCCGCGCGGAGGUUUCUUGUUGACGCCUGCGCGUGGGCCACCUCGUGGGAUCGGAGCGCCCCGCCCGUCCGGGGCGUGAAGGAGGAGGAGGAGGAUGAGCUUGAAACAUAGAGCUUGCAUCCACAUAGCGUGCGCCACGUAGGUUCCGCCACAAAUCUGACACCACGGCUUACUGAUCUACAGUCCACUGAGUUACUGCUUGGGGCUCACGCCGGCAAUCAUUGCAAAAUAAUGGACAUUCAUUCAUUGCUUGCUGAGUCUCGGCAACCUGAGCUUUCCUUGUUUCGCGUGCAUGCGUCCCGGCCUUUCAGCUUUCACAGUGGCCUUCCCAGCCUUUUGGAUGGUCUGUCCAUCCGGCCGUGGCGGAUGCAACGCCUAGCGUCCAGCCUGGAGUGGAACGGAUGGGCGUCGGCUGCCGUCAUCUCCUCCGCCCUCUCUUUCCCUCUUCUUUGACACCUCGCACUUUGACCCCGCAUCCCGUCUCCACUUCCUUUUCCAGGCUUCACGGGCCCAUUCCGCGGCCAUUCCGUCUCCCCGCUCCGCUGCGGCAUGAGGUGUGCCCGUCCGAGGAGCACCCUCUCCGAUCCGAGUCCGCGGCGUGCGUUCAGCUGGGGAAGGGCGGCUGGGUGCCUCGGAGGGGCUCGAUGUUUAUACACCACGUCGUUGGCCAGCCAAGGAGCCAAGACUUUCUACGAAUGAGUUAUGCGAUCUUGCAUCCCACAGCACCACAGCUGGGGAAAGUGGUGCGUCCGUGCACUGAGCUCCUCGGCCGACCUGGCGGUUUGCUUGAUGUAUACACUGAGCACCUCCCGGAGCCAGCGGCCAGGUGCAAGACGCCGUUGUCGGCACAUCCUGGCCAUCUGCAGGGUACCGUGGAGGCGCCGACGCCAGCGUUACAGUCUGGUCGUGUGCAGCGCAGCUCGAACCGAAGGGAUGUAGGAGCGCCCCGUGCUCUUCCUCUGCUGCCAAGCUCGCUGCGCUUCUUCUGCCAUCAAUGCAGAUAGGGGCG
Molecule: messenger RNA, 2615 nt
Organism: Prorocentrum cordatum
Lineage: Eukaryota; Dinophyceae; Prorocentrales; Prorocentraceae
Source: the annotation of a GenBank genome assembly